Molecule: messenger RNA, 1524 nt
Organism: Penicillium paradoxum
Lineage: Eukaryota; Fungi; Ascomycota; Eurotiomycetes; Eurotiales; Aspergillaceae
Product: MFS transporter
Exons: 5
Biological process (GO): transmembrane transport
Cellular component (GO): membrane
Molecular function (GO): transmembrane transporter activity
Source: RefSeq, a predicted model, not a curated record
CCAACUCCUUUCACGGCGGACACGAUGCCUGCCGAAACAGAGCCCCUAUUGGGCUCACACGCCAGACCACGAGCCCAGCACCCGAGGAAAUUCUUUAUCUCUAUCGUGUGUGCUAUAUUCUUGCUCACUGCCGAUUUUGGGUUCUACAUGUCGGCUGCACCGCAGCUGGCGGUGUUUGAAGAUAUCAUCUGUCGAAACUACCAGGCCGAUCUCCACAAGGCGGGGAACGGCACUCUGGGGCCUCCGGGGUCCAAUCCAUGUAAAUCAGAGGCCGUGCAGGGCGAAUUGGCCCUCGUGAUAGGAUACCGCGAGACUUUUGAUGUGCUGCCUGGUCUUCUGCUCGCACUUCCAUACGGUAUUCUCUCGGAUAGGUGGGGGCGGAAACCUAUCUUAUAUCUUUGUAUCAUUGGCAUACUGCUUGCGGAGGUUUGGAUGAGAAUAGUUUGUCUGUUUUCCAAUGUCCUGCCUCUUCGGAUGGUCUGGUUAUCAUCUGUCUUCAAAAUCAUUGGCGGUGGCGAACAAGUGGUCACAGCCAUUUCCUUGGUCAUAGUCACCGAUGUUUUUUCCGAAGAUGAAAGAGCAACUGCAUUGUUCCGGUUACAGUCUUGCGUCCAGAUUGCAGAGGUCUUGGCCACACCAUUGAGUGCCUACCUGAUGACAUUUGGUCCAAUGCUCCCCUAUAUACUAUCACUAUGCAUGAUCUUGGUGGGAAGUAUUCCAAUCUUGUUCCUCCCGGAAACCCUCCCAACCAGAAAAUCGCCGCGGGUCAACCUAGACAGCUCAGAGCAAAAUGAUGAAAACGGGCAGUCACAGUCCCCGAGUAAGAAACCGAUCUUGCAAGAGCUUACCCAACAAGUUCGUGAUUUCAUCGAGUCAACACGCUGUAUUUGGGGUGAUUCCAACGUCUGUAUAAUGGUCCUCGUGCUGUUUGUCACAAUCAUGAGCCGACUGUGCACAAACCUGCUUCUACAAUAUGUAUCGAAGAAGUUCGACUGGAGCAUUGGUCGUGCCAGUCUCUUGAUCUCACUGCGUGGGAUCAUUGCGCUCGCGACAUACUUGCUUAUCAUGCCCUCUCUAACCGUUCUAGCUGCUAAACAUCUGAAUAUCCACGGGAAAUAUAGCGACAAGUUCAUGAGCAAAGGCACCGGUGUAUUAUCCAUCAUCGGGUUCACUGUUGUCUUUGCGGCCCCAACACCGGCCAUCCUGAUCGGUGGUGUGGUGUUUUUAUCUAUCGGCUCGGCAUUUUCGGUCAACACACGCAGUCUGGCCACUUCGCUGGUACCACCCAAUCACGUUGGCACCUUGUACUCGGCAAUUGCUAUUGCGCAGGGCGUAGGGACACUCAUUUCGGGUCCGUUGUUUGCCAACCUGUUCCGGCUAGGCAUGCAUCUUGGGUAUGCGUGGACAGGCCUCCCAUUCUUGCAAGCCGCUCUCUUCUUUGUUGUUGCUGUCAUCGGCGUUUGGCACGUUCGCCUAGGACCUCCCCCGGCCGAUGACGAGCAGGAACCUCUGUUAUCUGAAUAG